Messenger RNA from Balaenoptera ricei (Rice's whale), 761 nucleotides. RefSeq names its product S100 calcium binding protein A13 (gene S100A13). Gene Ontology annotation, biological process: positive regulation of cell population proliferation; positive regulation of canonical NF-kappaB signal transduction. Lineage: Eukaryota; Metazoa; Chordata; Mammalia; Artiodactyla; Balaenopteridae. Gene Ontology annotation, molecular function: RAGE receptor binding. The record is from RefSeq and is a predicted model, not a curated record. The coding region runs from base 384 to 680 and encodes 98 amino acids. The transcript has 3 exons. Gene Ontology annotation, cellular component: perinuclear region of cytoplasm.
GUGUGUGUGUGUGUGGGCGGGUGCAAUGCAGGCGGGUGGAGACCCAGGUCCUUGCACAAACAAGCUUUGGAGACAAACAACCCCAUGACCCUUUGAGGCCAGUUAAGCUCCAAGAAAGGACCCUUGGGACUGAACCCCACAGAGGGGCCACCAGACUGAGAGGACUCCAAAGAAGGACCCCCCAGACUGAAAGCCUGCUCCCAGACAGAGGGGUCUCCAGACUGAGGGACCACCACACAGGGGUCCCUGAGACACGGCCACUUCAAAAGGACCCCCAGACUGUGAGACCUAGAGAGGAAGGGGUUUCUGGAAGUGAACAUUUCUUCCCCCACCUACACUGAGGUCAGCCCCGUGAGGACAUCAGCUCCAGCCCCAGGGUCCUAAUGGCAGCCGAACCACUGACUGAGCUGGAGGCGGCCAUUGAGACUGUGGUCACCACCUUCUUCAUCUUUGCAGGGCAGGAGGGCCGGAAGGGCAGCCUCAGCAUCAAUGAGUUUAAGGAACUGGUCACUCAGCAGUUGCCUCACCUGCUCAAGGAUGUGGGCUCCUUAGAUGAGAAGAUGAAGAGCUUGGAUGUGAAUCAGGACUCAGAGCUCAAGUUCAACGAGUACUGGAGACUGAUUGGGGAGCUGGCCAAGGAGAUCAGGAAGGAGAAGGCCCUGGAGAUCCGAAAGAAGUAAAGCCGGCUGGCCGGGAUGGGGGUGGGCAUGGCAGGGCUGGGCAGUACCCCACUCCCCACAAAUAAAACUUUCUCCUUGAAA